This is a messenger RNA of Thamnophis elegans (Western terrestrial garter snake), 3258 nucleotides long. RefSeq names its product guanine nucleotide exchange factor DBS-like. Bases 11 to 1285 code for a protein of 424 amino acids. The record is from RefSeq and is a predicted model, not a curated record. Gene Ontology annotation, molecular function: protein binding; guanyl-nucleotide exchange factor activity. The transcript is spliced from 13 exons. Gene Ontology annotation, biological process: dendrite development; intracellular signal transduction. NCBI's taxonomy places the organism in Eukaryota, Metazoa, Chordata, Lepidosauria, Squamata, Natricidae. Gene Ontology annotation, cellular component: cytoplasm.
CAGAGCUGAGAUGGACAACCCCACCAUGGCCUUCCUCUUACCGCCCCUUUUGAGAAGCUGCAGAGAUGUCCUUUUUGGAAACAUGCCUGAAAUUUAUGACUUCCACAACAAUAUCUUCCUCCAUCAUCUGGAGAGCUGCCUGGAAGCUCCAGAGAGAGUUGGGUGCUGCUUCUUGGAAAGGCGGGAGGAUUUUCAGAUGUACGAGAAGUACUGUCAGAAUAAGCCACAGUCGGAAUCUCUCUGGCGGCAGUAUGCCGAGAGCCUCUUUUUCCAGGAGUGCCAGAAGAAGCUGGAACACAAGCUGAGUCUGGAUUCGUAUUUGCUCAAACCCGUGCAGAGGUUGACCAAGUACCAGCUGCUGCUCAAGGAGCUGCUGAAGUACAGCACCAGCUGCGAAGGUGUGCAGGAGUUGCAAGAAGCUUUAGUUGCCAUGCUGGAUCUGGUUAAGUCCGUCAAUGAUUCCAUGCAUCAGAUUUCCAUCACUGGUUACGAUGGAGACCUCGGGGAGCUUGGAAAAGUCUUGAUGCAGGGCUCCUUCAGCGUGUGGAUGGGCCACCGGAAGGGCCCGACGAAGAUGAAGGACCUGGCUCGCUUCAAGUCCAUGCAAAGGCACCUCUUCCUCUACGAGAAGGCCCUGGUCUUCUGUAAGAAGAGAGAAGAGCACUGUGACAGCUACGACAAGAGGUCCUCCUACAGCUUCAAGCACUUCCUGAAAAUGAAUGCUGUUGGGAUCACGGAAAACGUGAAGGGAGACCCUCGCAAGUUCGAGAUCUGGUACAGCGGCCGAGAAGAAGUCUACGUUGUGCAGGCGCAAACGUUUGACCUGAAGAUGGCCUGGCUAAAUGAAAUCCGGAAAAUUUUGUUCAAACAGCAACAGCUCAUCAAAGAUGAGAAGCAAGUGUCACCUUUGUGUAGUGAUACAAUUCAACUUUCUCCUCCAUUGAGUAAUGGGAAAAAGCCCAGAGCUUCUGUCAGCUCAGAGGAGAAUGAUUCGGAACGUACCAGCCCCGGAGCGGUGGAGAACUUAGCUUCCUCUUCACAGAGCAAACCUAGCAAAUCCUGGACGGGCAUGUCCCAUUCCUUAGAAAUCUGUGAAGGCCUUGAAGAGUGGUCCAGCCACCAUUACUUCUCAACCUGCUCUGACACGGAAGACGAAGAUGGCAACCAAUUGUCUCCAGGAAAAUAUAAAGCCUUAGCAGAUUGCAAGAAGAGAGACUCAGAUGAACUUCUGGUGAAGAACGGGGAUGUUAUUCAGCUCAUGCAUGAAGAUGGAGAGGGUCAGUGACGCCGCCCAGGAUAGGAUGAGGAAGUUAAGCUCCCCCUGAAUUUAAUGAAUUAAGGCCCAGCCCCUUUGUGAAUACUCCAGUGGAGACAGAGAGGCCAAUUAGAACUUAUUCGGUCAUCUGUGGUCCAAACUAAGGGACAGCCCUUGGCUGUUCUGGUCUGGGCUUAGAAGCUAAGCAGGAUCGAGCCUGGUUAGUCCUUGGAUGGGAGAAUUUUCAAGGGGCUAGGCUAGAGGGGAAGUUGGAAACCCUCCAGAGGAAGACGAUGGCCAUCUAUUUUGAGGAAACUCUAUGGACGUAUCUCUGUAAGCAUCGCAAGUUGAUCUCAACUUGAAAGAAACUUUACCUUUUUUUAUCAUCAAAAACAUCACAUCCCCAUCCAGUGGGACCAUGACUGGGAGCCAGUCUUUCCUCUUCUUUUUUCAUUUUCCUUCCUUCCUCUACUUCUGGAAAACCUCCAUUGUUUUUGACCCAAGGAUGAGACCUCGUCUUCCUCUCAACAAUAUCUCCUGAGUUUCCUUUUGAGAAGGCAUUUGACAGUUCCCGUGGCUUUGGGGGAAGGUUGAAGGACGAGCUUCCGGUUUUUCCAACCACCCCUUUGCUGGGAUUGGCUGGCCUCGACUGAGAUCUUGUGGGGUCUCAAGGAAGCCAACUUUGGUAGGUUUUGAAGGAACUUUGAGAUCAGUCAAAUGUCCUUCUGGUUUUGCUCUAAAGAACCUGGGUUGUGUCUCAAGACUUGGUCAAUGGGAAGCUCCAGAUUGCAGACAUCUCACUGUGGUUUCUUCUACACUGGCCAAGCCAAGGAUCUAGCAAAGUUUGCACGGGGAUUUUUAAGGGGCUGGGGGGGAACAUAUGUGCCAUAACUAAGUCCAGGAUCCAUUUGCACUAUAUGUAUUAAGAUUGUCCUUGUUAGUAGCGAGACUAUAUGUUUUGGCUCUUCAAGAGCCCACUUGUUCUUGGGCAAGGAUUGAAGGCCUUUUCAAAGGGACUUUCCAUCAUUUACUUUCUUGUGCACCUUCAGGAUUUGUACAUUCUUCUUUGUAGGCUCAGGUAAUUUGGUGUCUACAGACUACGGUUACAAAUUUAACCUCCCAAAGCAUUUCUAAUCACAGGGUAACUAUUGGGACAGGCUACUCACAACCACUCAGGGCAGUGAAUGGUGUGCAUAAACCAAAAAAAAAAAAAAUCACUGUCAAUGUAAGUUGUCAUCUAUCUGUUUUCGUUGACGUGUUUCUCAUCUGGUUUUGGGACGGAUUGGGGGUGGGGGGAGAGAUAUUCUUGUUUUAAAAGCCCGGAUUCGCCUGGACCUGUGAAAACAUUUUCUUGUCUUAAUCUCCAUUUCUACACACUUUCCUAGUGGCGGAAGAUCAUGCCGUUGCUGCUCUCCUGGAAUUCCUUGCCAGAAUUCCGUAAACAAGCCAUUUUCACCCCCUUCCCCAUGUAUGUGAAGCACCAUUGAAAUCACGGUACGACACUUUUAAAAUGAGGAUAGGUUCAUUAUGGCGGGACUGCCUGGAUAACCCAAAGGAAGGUUAUUUUAAAAGUGUUCAUCCUCAUGUGUACAGCACAGUUCGAAUCUUUUUAACUUUUGUCUACCAGGUCCUAAAUUGUACAUGCUUCGGUUUACCCACGUAGCAAGUCUGGAUCUAAUGUUUUAGGCUGCGCUCAGAGAUUGACCGCGUCUAGGAUUGCACUUCUGAACUUCGAAAACUUUGCACAAAACCGUUGAGGGCCUCUUAAAAAUAGGCUGGUGUUAAAAUGUCCAUGUGAGACCCCGAGCUGUGGAAUAUAUGCUUUCCCUGUCCCAAUUAUUUAACAGAUUCUGUAAAUGCCAUUGUAAGAAUGAGCUAACUCUAUAUUUAAAAAAGAAUUAUGAACCUUGUUGAAUAAAGAAAUACAGCUAAAGACUUUUCUUUUAGUGCAGAGUGUUUUGUGUCUGCUUCCUGGAUUGAGAAGAGAAAGGCGUCUUUUUCUC